CCGUUCCAAGGCAGCGAGAGAGGGGUGUGUGCGCGAGGGAGGGGGCAGGGAUCCCGGAUUUGGCACCAGGUCUAGGGAAGGCACCUCCUCCCCCUCAUGCUGAUCUGCGCCUUACCUGAAGUCCAGGGAGAGUCACAGCCAGCGGAAGGGCAAAACGCAGGGUGUCCCCGGGCACCGCUGGUGGGAAGCCCCUGCCCUGUGGCACAACCUGGUAGGCUAAGCUUUCCGCACGGCGCGCGGGGACCCCGAGUUAAAAGUUCUCGAAGGUCAGCUGGGGAAUGCGAUCCUCCCGAGGAUUUAGUGAGUAUUUUAAAAGCAAAAGACAGGUAAGGAGUGGACAUCCGCGGUCCUUCUCUGCCGAGUAGAGGAGCCCAUGCUCAAAGGUCACCCCGACCUGAGCCCUAGCAUCCCGAAAUAGAAUCGGGGAAAGUUUAAGGUCGGUCGCACACCGCUGCAAAGCCAAAAAGCUCACUUACUAGGGCGGGAGGGGGGAAGGGCCUGGGGCAAAGCACUUACGCCCCUCAUUUUGGGGGCGCGCUCUUGCCGGCGCCCCUGGCACGCAGCCGACCGCCCCUUCUCUGGGUGCGUGAGCGCGCGCACGCGGGUGUGCAUGGAACUGGGGGCGCAGGAGGCGCACCUCGCCCGCCCCGGUGUCGGUCGCCAGUCAGGUUGGGCAUUCUGUCGCCUCCGCCCCUCCUGGGCGUCCCCCGACUGGGCGCCCCCUGGGGGGCACUCUUGGUCCGGGUGGCCCUGGCGGUGCAAGGCGCCCGGCCCACGCCCGCAGGCAGCUCGGCGCUCAUUGUCUGCCCUGGCGGCGCGCUCCCCUCCCCCUCCCCCCUCCUUUUUCUCCUCCCCUCGAUCCCUCCUCCGCCGCCGCCGCCUCCUCCUCUUCACCUCCGCGCCCAGCUGCUCCCAGAGCGCAGUUCCGACCCACAGCCUGGCACCCUUCGGCGAGAGCUGUUUGUUUAGGGCUCGGAGCUAGGAGUCAGCUCAGAGCGGCGCCGGACCGUGGAUGGCCUUGACUGACGGCGGCUGGUGCCUGACAAAGCGCUUCGGGGCCGCGGCCGUGGACGCCGGCGACCCGGGGACCUUUCCAGCGCGGGAGCCGUCCACGCCUCCCUCCCCGAUCUCCUCAUCCUCGUCCUCCUGCUCCCGGGGCGGCGGCGGCGCCAGCCACUGCAGGACGCCACAGCUUGACCCGGAGGCGGUGGCGGGGCCUCCUGCUCACUCGCUGCUGCUCGGCCCUUACGCUUCGCACGCCUUCGGGGCUGCGCACGGACCUGCGGCGCCCGGGGUCGCGGGCCCCGGGAGCGCCCUGUCCAGCUGGGAGGACUUGUUGCUCUUCACCGACCUCGACCAGGCGGCGACAGCUAGCAAGCUGCUGUGGUCCAGCCGGGGCGCCAAGCUGAGCCCUUUCGCUCCUGAGCAGCCCGAGGAGAUGUACCAGACGCUGGCCGCGCUCUCCGGCCAGGGCCCGGCCGCCUACGACGGUGCAACCGGCAGCUUCGUGCACUCAGCAGCGGCCGCGGCUGCUGCUGCGGCCGCCAGCUCCCCGGUCUACGUGCCCACCACGCGCGUGGGCUCCAUGCUGCCCGGCCUGCCCUACCUGCAGGGUGCGGGCGGCGCCCCCUCCAACCACGCGGGCGGCCCGGGCGCGCACCCCGGCUGGCCCCAGGGGGCGGCCGACAGCCCUCCCUACGGCGGGGGCGGCGCGGCGGCCGGCGGGGCCCCGGGACCCGGCAGCGCCAGCUCGGCCGGGGCGCACGGCUCCGCGCGCUUCCCCUACUCGCCCAGCCCGCCCGGGGCCACCGGUGCUGCGCGGGAGCCCGGCGGCUACGCGGCGGCGGGCGGCGGGGGCGCUGGCGGCGUGAGCGGCGGUGGCGCGGGCGGGCUGGCGCCCAUGGGCGGCCGGGAGCACCAGUACAGCUCGCUGUCGGCCGCGCGGCCGUUGAACGGGACGUACCACCAUCACCACCACCACCACCACCACCCGAGCCCCUACUCGCCCUACAUGGGCGCGCCGCUGACGCCCGCCUGGCCGGCCGGACCCUUCGAGACCCCGGUGCUGCACAGCCUGCAGGGCCGCGCCGGAGGCCCGCUCCCGGUGCCGCGGGGGCCCAGCGCAGAGGUGCUGGAGGACCCGCACGAGGGCCGAGAGUGCGCCAACUGCGGCUCCUUCCAGACGCCGCUCUGGCGACGCGACGGCACCGGCCACUACCUGUGCAACGCCUGCGGCCUCUACAGCAAGAUGAACGGCCUCAGCCGACCCCUCAUCAAGCCGCAGAAGCGCGUGCCUUCGUCGAGGCGGCUCGGGCUGUCUUGUGCCAACUGCCACACCACCACCACCACCUUAUGGCGCAGGAACGCUGAGGGAGAACCCGUGUGCAACGCAUGUGGGCUCUACAUGAAACUCCACGGGGUGCCUCGACCGCUUGCUAUGAAAAAAGAGGGAAUUCAAACCAGGAAACGAAAACCUAAAAACAUAAAUAAGUCAAAGACCUGCUCUGGUAAUAGCAAUAGUUCCGUUCCUAUGACUCCAACUUCAGCCUCUUCUAACUCAGAUGACUGCAGCAAGAACGCAUCCCCUCCGACACAGCAGGCGGCCUCAAGGGCGGGAGCCCCAGUGAUGUCCAGCGCGGCCGAGGGCACCAACCCCGAGGGCAGUGAGCUCAAGUAUUCGGGUCAGGACGGGCUCUACAUUGGCGUCAGUAUGGCCUCGCCGGCCGAAGUCACGUCCUCCGUGCGGCAGGAUUCCUGGUGCGCUCUGGCCCUGGCCUGAGCUGCGCGGCUGGAGGCGGGGAGGCAGCACCCCGAUCCCCACGGUGGUGAUCACGCAGACUGAACAUUCCUCGGAUGCGGGAUUCAGUGCCUUUGCUUUGAAAGGGACCUACUCGCCGGGAGGCUCGCAAACACGGGAAAGGGCUCGUCCAGGCCCGAAGCGCCGGGGCCACCUCCAGCCGACCUGCAGCCCCGGGCCGGUGCCGGCCUCACCUGCUAAGGAGGAUGGAGAGUUUUAAGGAGCAGCUUCAUAUGUUUUGUCCCAAAUCAUGUGCUUCUUCUGAUCUGUUGGUUAUUCCAGAAUUUCUUCACACCUGCUCCCAAGCCAGCUUCAUGGAGACACCGUGGGAGGCCACAUUCGUGCAGGUCGUGGGGGCUGGGUCGGUUCCAGGGCCUCGUGGAGCGCACGGCUCAGUUUGCAAGGCCGCAUCUAACUCUAACUACACUGUGACUGACUUCCACGUUCAGCUCACGUGACCGCUGUGAGGCAGGUCGCCAUUUGUAAACAGGGUAGCAAACAAAAUAUUUUUCUUCCAUGUAUACAAUAAUUUUUUUAAAAAGUGCAAUUUGCGUUGCAGCAAUCAGUGUUAAAUCAUUUGCAUAAGAUUUAACAGCAUUUUUAUAAUGAAUGUAAACAUUUUAACUUAAUGGUACUUAAAAUAAUUUAAGAAACAAUGUUAACUUAGACAUUCUUAUGCUUCUUUUACAAACACAUCCCAUUUCUAAUAUUCCCAAUUGUUGAAGAAAACCGAUUUCAAGAACAAAUCUUCUCAGGAAAAAUUGCCUUUCUCCAUUUGUUAAGGAUUUUUAUACAAGAACCCCAUUGUACCCCCUCUUUGGACUGUGGAAUACAUGCUGGAAGAACUUUACUACCUAACGAAUAGCAUUUGUAAAUAUUCUGGGCAUCUGUAGACACUCGAAAGUUGUAUAGCGUGACUAACCCACAGGUUGGUUUACAUUCUUUUUUUUUUUUUUUUUUAAAUGGGAUGUCCUAUGGAAAACUGUCUCACCAGAGUUUUUAAAAUAAAAGGGUAUUGUUUUGUGUUC
Messenger RNA from Cavia porcellus (domestic guinea pig), 3825 nucleotides. It is a transcript of the gene Gata6, whose product is annotated as GATA binding protein 6. Gene Ontology annotation, molecular function: RNA polymerase II cis-regulatory region sequence-specific DNA binding; DNA-binding transcription factor activity, RNA polymerase II-specific; zinc ion binding. NCBI's taxonomy places the organism in Eukaryota, Metazoa, Chordata, Mammalia, Rodentia, Caviidae. The transcript has 7 exons. Gene Ontology annotation, biological process: positive regulation of transcription by RNA polymerase II; negative regulation of transcription by RNA polymerase II; cell fate commitment. The record is from RefSeq and is a predicted model, not a curated record. Bases 1013 to 2779 code for a protein of 588 amino acids. Gene Ontology annotation, cellular component: nucleus.